ACAGAUUAAACAAUGCAGUUUUAGAAACUGAACUGUAACAUAUCAGAGAAAACUUAUAAAAAUGCCUCAUAAGAGCUCAUUUCCUAUGAAAGUGUCUUUGUGUGGACAUCUCAACACAAUGAAGUAUCUCAUUUUGGCGGCCACGCUGUUGGGCUGCGCCCUCGGCCAGAAUGCGUCAGACAAGCUGUUCAUGCAGUAUGGCGGCAACCAGACAAGUUGCCUGGACGCCACGCAGUUUUCAAGUGCUUGGCAUCACUUUGAUCUUGACAAUGACGGGGGCGUGACGAGGUUGGAGUUCGACACGGUCUGGAAACGGGAGAGCUUCCCGGACAGCGCUCAGUCACCUGCCAACUUCCUGGAGAUCGACAUCAACAGAGACGUCAUCCUCGACGACAGAGACUUUGCCUAUCUCUUCAAGCUAUUCGAUGAAAAUGGUGACGGUGAGGUGUGCAUGACUGAGUGGCGGCAGAACUUCAAAAGUCUCUUCCAACUGGGUUAAUACAUAGUUUCAGACUGUUUCUCUUGUAUAUCAAACCAAAAAUAAACAGAAGAAAAUCGAA
Pomacea canaliculata is the source of this 560-nucleotide messenger RNA. RefSeq names its product calmodulin-like. The record is from RefSeq and is a predicted model, not a curated record. The transcript has 4 exons. Gene Ontology annotation, molecular function: calcium ion binding. NCBI's taxonomy places the organism in Eukaryota, Metazoa, Mollusca, Gastropoda, Architaenioglossa, Ampullariidae. Bases 62 to 499 code for a protein of 145 amino acids.